This is a messenger RNA of Epinephelus lanceolatus (giant grouper), 1406 nucleotides long. RefSeq names its product coiled-coil domain containing 43 (gene ccdc43). Lineage: Eukaryota; Metazoa; Chordata; Actinopteri; Perciformes; Serranidae. The record is from RefSeq and is a predicted model, not a curated record.
GUACGUGCGCCGCCGAAAGACCCCAGAGGGCCAAGAUGGCUGCGCCCGUGACAGACGCCGGGGAGUUUGAAAGCUGGCUAAAUGAUCGGCUAGACUCGUUGGAAGUGGACCGUGAGGUGUAUGGGGCGUACAUUUUAGGGGUGCUGCAAGAAGAGGAGAGUGACGAGGAGAAAGAAGAUGCGCUUCAAGGGAUUUUAUCCGCAUUUCUGGAUGAGGACAGCGUGGAAAUCAUCUGCAAACAGAUCAUCAAGCAGUGGACAGAGUGGCGCAACAAAUCAGCAGCCAAAACUGAUGCUGACGAUGCUGAGGUCCAGGCCAUCGCCAGUAUGAUAGAGAAACAAGCUCAGAUUGUGGUGAAGCAGAAGGAGGUGUCUGAGGAGUCGAAGAAGAGGAAAGAAGCCCUCCUCGCUCAAUACGCUAAUGUAACAGAUGAGGAAGAUGAAGCUGAAGAAGAGGAGCCACCAAGUGGAAUUAACCCCACAGGAAAUGAUAAAUCCCUGUUUAAGAACACCAAUGUGGAAGAGGUGCUGAACAGACAAAAGCAGAAGCGGGAGCAGGCUCGUGAAGACGCUCAGAAGAAGAAGGAAGGGGACAAGAUGCAGCGGGAGAAGGACAAACUAGCCAAACAAGACAGGAAAGAGAAGGAGAAGAGACGCACACAGAAAGGCGAACGCAAAAGAUAAAACUAAGAGGAAAGACACUUUGUAUGCGGAAAGGUUUUGUUAUGAGACAACAAUGAAAAACUGUAGUCAUUGCCUCUUUUUAGCUAAACCUCAUUGGCGCAUUCAGUAUGUGAACGUCUUCAUCAGAUCCUCCAUGUCAGGUGCUUUCACUUCAUAUGUGUAAACAACAAGUUACUGGAUACUGUGCAGAUCCAAAAUCCUGAUGUUUGUUUUCUUGGAUACUGAGAAAGAAAGAUGUCAAGAAAUAAAGCUGCAAAUCUUUAUAUGACGAUGAUUCUGACAGUCGGUCGAUCAAACAAAUUAUUGCUCAUUUAAGUCUCCGCCGUUAUGUUAUUGCAGCGAGUGUGAAACAUGCUUUGGCUGAGCUUUGACACAGUUACCCCUGAAAUGAUCAAAGUAUACACUCGAAACACAAACUGGAUUGAUCAUGGUAAAAGUGGAGGAAUGCUUGUAAAGCAACUCAGUCUGCAGAGUUUCUGCUGUUCUCCUCUGUGCCAAUAUGCCUUUGAUUUCUGCACAACUUCUAAGUAAAGGUGAGUAUUCAUGUCAAACUGUUUUGCUUUCAUUUCAAUGUUUGUUAUACGGUCUAUGCAUUGUGUCAGAGAAUAAAAACACAGGAGCGAUUGCUAAAUUAUACCUCAAAUAUAUCAUGUACCAUAAUCUGAAUGUUUAUAAUGAGGGUCAUCAUCUUUUGAAAUUCAUUAAAAAAAACCUUUUCAGCAA